Messenger RNA from Dreissena polymorpha, 2546 nucleotides. Its product is annotated as protein sprouty homolog 1-like. The coding region runs from base 365 to 1180 and encodes 271 amino acids. Gene Ontology annotation, cellular component: membrane; cytosol. NCBI's taxonomy places the organism in Eukaryota, Metazoa, Mollusca, Bivalvia, Myida, Dreissenidae. Gene Ontology annotation, biological process: multicellular organism development; animal organ development; negative regulation of fibroblast growth factor receptor signaling pathway. The transcript is spliced from 2 exons. The record is from RefSeq and is a predicted model, not a curated record.
AAAUAAGGUCACGGAUCGUGUCGAGUUACACACAGCUAUCCAAAUAUAGAGACUUGUGCAAAUGUGUGGAAAAUACACGAUUUAAUUUCACAUUUUAAAACAAAAGCAAACAUUUACAGUAGUGUGAAUGUUAUUUUAUGGAUUGUUAUACUAAUGAUUGUGUUUAAGCCGCGAUUUGGAUGUAAAUUACACCAGGAGUCGCAUUUAGCCAGUGUGCAAAUUUGUGAGUGAAUGGUGGUUCGGAGAAUCAAAGAAGAUGCUGGGAUUCGGCUAUUGAAUGAUUACACCAUAGAUUUAACAAUGCUAACAGUUACACUGACCUCCCGUUGUGAGCUAUCCUCAGUGAAAUGAACACUCGAUCAACAUGAGGCCCUCGCGUUACCAAGUACCAAAUACAUUACCUCCCCUGGAUGUGGCCGGCGUGAUCACCAUAGACCAGGUGCGACCACAACCACGGAAACUGAACGAGUAUGUUGACACGCCCAGGUCCCCAUUGAUCCACACGGGGAAGACCGGGCACUCCUCAAACUUACACUGCGUUACACCAAAGUCAGUGAAAGUAAACCUUAAUCCAAGGGAUCGUGUAACUGUUGUGUUACCGAACCGGACAUCACAAAGUAUUAUUCGAACUCAACCGAUUUCAGUAAGUCCACCGCUUAAAAAGGAAUUACAAAAAGAAGUGUCGGAUAAUUCGAUAAUAUGUUCAAAGUGUGGGAAGUGUCGGUGUGGAAGUUGUACAAAAGACAAGGAAUUGCCCUACAAGUCAUUACUCUGUGGAGCUAACUGCGCAAGCCUUGAUGAGGCAGUAGAGUACUGUACAUGUGUGUGCUGCGUAAAGGGUGUGUUCUACCACUGUUCCAAAGAGGAGCAGGAUGUGGAGUUUGAAUGUAUGGCAGAGCCGUGUGCAGGGUGCAGCCGGCCGCGCUGCUGUGAGCGCUGGACUUGUAUGCUAGCGAUGAGCCUGUGUCUGCCGUGCCUGUGCCUCUACCCGCCAGCCAAGCUCUGCCUGAUGGGCUGCACAGCUUGCUACAACAAGUGCCGUAAGAAAGGCUGCACAUGUAACACGAACACAAGCGUGAACAAAAACUGUAGCAGGAGUAACCAGUCGAGCAAACUCGCGGACACUCAGACCCGAGGGCUCCUUGUGGAGUCAGACAGAGAGAGCUCCUCGGUUUCAUGAAGCCGCACUGUUAUUGUUGUUGUUUCUUGUUACGUAUAUCAUGACUUUCGAAGUCUGCGUUGUUACACUGGACAGUAGCUUGUACAUAGGGAAGACAGUCUGUGAUGAUUCUUGCUAUUGAUUUAUUUGAUCCAUGCUCUAGGAAAACGGGGCUUAAUGCAUUUUCAUAACGUGUAGUCUCAGAUUAGCCUCUGUAGUCCACACAGGCUAAUCAGAGACAUCAUUUUCCGCUUUUAAAGAAUUUUUUGUUAAAAAGAAGUUUCUUUUUAACGGAAAUCCAAUCUAGGCGGAAAGUAUUGUUUCUGAUUAGCCUGUGCUUACUGCACAGGCUAAUCUGGGACAACACCUUAAGCACAUGCAUCAAUCCCUGUCCUCCGAUAGUGAGGCUCAUUUAUUUUUGUGCCAUGUUUUUCUGAUUGUGGUCCUUAACUCUCUCUUAAGCAGUGCACACUGUAGUAUUAAAUCUUCUCUGAUAACUUUAGUGCAGAUGAUUACCUACUUUAUGAACUCUGUCUUGGAUUAUUAAUUUUGGAAAUUUGCCUUUUAACAUGCUUUUAACAGUAUGUUUCUUAAUGUUCUUGCUGUCAUAGGUUUUAAUAUUUAAAGCAUUCAUGAUGUGAAAAAUGAUUUUAAAUUCUAUGCAGUACAUAAAUAUGUUGAUACAUAACUUGGUUGAACAUUAUGUCUUAUUUCUGAUUUUCUUACUUACAUUUUUGUAAAUAUCAGUUAAUGAAUUUUCAGCAUCAGCUUAUAAAAUGUUAAUGUAGACAUAAUGUAAUACAUGUAGUAUCUGUUUUCAUCUGUACUUUUUAUGAAAUUACAAUUUAAGGAUAAAAAUAAAAAAACGUACACGGUUUUCAUAAUUUUUUAUAAAAUGCCAAAGUCCUUAUUAUCUUCAUAUGAAUGCUUUAUAUUAAUAUUUAAGAAGAUAUUUAAAAAAAAUCAUUAUUAUUAUAUUAAAAUCACAGCCAUUACCACAGACAGUGAUUUAUUUUGUUAAUUCAGUUUUGUAAUUGCUGUUAUAGAUACAAUUUGAUAAAACCCAAUUUAUUCUUUAAGCACUUAAUCUUUUUUAUAGUUUGUUUUGUAUUGGUCUGUGUACAUGUACACAUAUGAUCAUUUUACGUUUUUCUUUGAUUUUUUAAUGUUUUACUCGCUUGUCAAUUUUUUAAACCUUAAAGUACUUUGUCAAUUUUUCAAGUUUUGUAUCAGUUUUCUUGAUAAAAGUUUUGACUUUUUAUACUAUGUACACUUUUGAUAUUGCGUGUUUCUUGUGUAUUUCGUUUUCAUCAAGAAGCAAACUCCAAUGUCAAAUGGGAAAAAAAAUACAAACAAGUUUUAAAUAUAAAAGAUUUCUAGGUUUUAU